This is a messenger RNA of Thunnus maccoyii (southern bluefin tuna), 887 nucleotides long. RefSeq names its product histone H4. The transcript has a single exon. Gene Ontology annotation, biological process: nucleosome assembly. Gene Ontology annotation, cellular component: nucleosome. The coding region runs from base 49 to 360 and encodes 103 amino acids. Gene Ontology annotation, molecular function: protein heterodimerization activity; DNA binding; structural constituent of chromatin. NCBI's taxonomy places the organism in Eukaryota, Metazoa, Chordata, Actinopteri, Scombriformes, Scombridae. The record is from RefSeq and is a predicted model, not a curated record.
CGUGAUUCACAUUCAACUUUUAACUCGUUUAAAAGAAGAUCAGUGAAAAUGAGUGGAAGAGGCAAGGGAGGCAAAGGACUCGGUAAAGGAGGCGCCAAGCGUCACCGUAAAGUUCUCCGUGAUAACAUCCAGGGAAUCACCAAACCCGCCAUCCGCCGUCUGGCUCGCCGCGGCGGAGUCAAGCGUAUCUCCGGUCUGAUCUACGAGGAGACCCGCGGUGUGCUGAAGGUGUUCCUGGAGAACGUGAUCCGUGAUGCCGUCACUUACACCGAGCACGCCAAGAGGAAGACCGUGACCGCCAUGGACGUGGUUUACGCACUGAAGAGGCAGGGCCGCACCCUGUACGGCUUCGGAGGUUAAACCUGAUCCUGAUUCGCUGAGACCAGAACACAAAGGCUCUUUUAAGAGCCGCCACCUCCUCUAAGAGCUGUCCUGAUAUUAUUUAACUAAAUUUAUAGGCCUAGUGAAAUGUGUGUUGAUCAUGAACAUAUAUACUCUUGCUCCCAGUUCACCAUUAAGUUAUUUAUAAUCAUGUAAGGGUUUAAUUAGUGGUUGAUAAUUUACUAACAAGUACAUAAUUAUAAUUAUUUUUAAUGUGUAUUUUAAUCUAUUAACUUUAUUUUGAGGUGACAAGUUGUGAGAAAGUCCUUUCAAAUUAAAUCUGAGGUGUUAGGAGACAAAUGAGUUUACAAGGAUUUUGAUCAUCUCUGCUUCUUUUUCACAAGCAAAUAAUAGGAACCACUGGUUAAACUUUCAGGUAUGAAUUGUUUCAUUAGUGUUAGUGAAUAAACUGAGUUACAUGUUGUGGCGUAAAAGUCAAUAUUCACAUGAUGACCAUAGUAACAUGAAAGGAAGAUAUGAUAUAGUAAAUACCUCAAAAUUGUGUU